UCCUUCAGUUUGCCAGGUGAUUCUCACAUAGUUGUGUUGCAUCUCGUUACGACAUCUGCAGCCAUGAAGUUGUCAAUCGCCACCGUCACCGCUGCCCCUCGCGGCCAGUGUUGCCUCCCAGAAGGUCAAAGUCAUGCUCCUGGGCGACUCCAUCACGGAGAUCACCUGCUGGCGCCCCAUGGUCUGGAACCAGCUGACCUCGGCUGGGCUGGCCAACAAUGUGGACUUUGUCGGCUCCAUGAGCAAUCUCCAGUCCAAGUGCUCCCGUCCUUCGGGCUUUGAUGUCAACCACGAGGGCCAUUCCGGGUGGCAGGCAUAUGACAUUGCCAGGAACAACAUUGCGGGCUGGGUGCAGAGCACAAAGCCCGACAUUGUGCAGUUCAUGCUCGGCACCAACGACGUCAACAUUGGCAAGAGGGACGUCAACACCAUCUUGGCCUCAUACACGACCAUUCUGAAUGCCAUUCGCAACGCCAACCCCAAGGCUAAGGUCAUUAUCGACAAACUCAUCCCGACAAGCUGGUCCGACGCCACCAUCGAGGCCGUCAACAGGGCCAUACCGGGCUGGGUCCAGCAGUACUCUACUUCGCAGUCCCCAAUCACCAUCGCCGACUGCUCCCGGGCCAACGGCUUCACCAACGCGAUGCUCGAGGCCAGCGACGGCGUCCACCCCAACGCCCAGGGCGACCAGUUCAUCGCGCAGCAGGUCGGCCCCAAGCUCAUCCAGUUCGUCAGGGACGUCCAGAGCGGCGGCACCGGGACCAACCCGACCACCACCACCACCACCGCACCGCCGACCUCGACGACCAAGCCGCCGACGGGCAGCUGCGCCAGCUUGUAUGGCCAGUGCGGAGGGAAUGGCUGGAACGGUCCCACCUGCUGCUCGCAGGGGACUUGCAAGGCGGCGAAUGAGUGGUACUCUCAGUGCACAUGAAGCAGAUAUGCCCAUCGCGGAGCUUGGUGGAAAAAGAAUCAUGGCGCAGUAGUCGAUACGAGAAUGAACCGACCUUCUUUACAAUUGUACAUCCUCGGUCUGAUGCUG
Molecule: messenger RNA, 1042 nt
Organism: Microdochium trichocladiopsis
Lineage: Eukaryota; Fungi; Ascomycota; Sordariomycetes; Xylariales; Microdochiaceae
Product: SGNH hydrolase-type esterase domain-containing protein
Exons: 3
Coding region: 134-934 (266 amino acids)
Biological process (GO): carbohydrate metabolic process
Cellular component (GO): extracellular region
Molecular function (GO): cellulose binding; phosphatidylcholine lysophospholipase A1 activity
Source: RefSeq, a predicted model, not a curated record